AUGCAUUUACCUUCAAGUCUCGUCGCUGUUCUGCUCGGACUUGCGGCCCCCGCCCACGCCGCCUACAGUGCCGAAGAAUUGCGCUACAGCAACUGCAGCUGCCCAGCCGUGACCCCGGCGGUGGCCGACACCGUCACACUCACCAAGACGGUGCUGGCACCAGCGAAGACGGAAACGAGAUACGCCGAGGCGGCGGACCCGCCAGUCACGAUCACAGUAACAGUCACCCGAACCCACGGAGGGUACCGCAGCAAGGCCACAGACGUCGUGACUGUCACCGACGCCCACGAACAAUACGCCACCAUCGCCCCGCCGCCGCCCACCACACCCACAUACGAUCCCCUCGACCAGGACCGGUAUGCCACGACCCUGACAGUCACCUACACCACCUUCCAGACCCUCCAAAGGCCCACGAAGGCAGUAAAGACCGUGACCCGCUACCUCGUCCACGCAACGCCACCCCCUGACAACACAAACGACCCCCCGGUCUAUCCCAUGGACCCCCCUCCCUACCCCAACGACCCCGCCAUCGACCCAGACACCAUCACCACCACCCUCCUCACCACCAAAUACGCCGCCAUCCCCCCACCAAGCAGCACGCCCGACCCCAGCACCAGCACCAGCACCUACACCACCCCAACCGCCGCCACGCCCCCAGCGACCCAUUACGGCCCCGGCUACGGUCCCGGUUACGGCUACGGCUACGGCCCGGCCCGUCCGUCGGCAGGCUGGGGCGGCGGCAGCGGCAACUGGACCGCUACCCCGACGGCGGGGGGUUCCUCCUCGUCCGGGCUUCCUGUUGCUCGCUGGUAUCUUGACGGUGAUCAUUAG
Molecule: messenger RNA, 831 nt
Organism: Phialemonium atrogriseum
Lineage: Eukaryota; Fungi; Ascomycota; Sordariomycetes; Cephalothecales; Cephalothecaceae
Exons: 2
Coding region: 1-831 (276 amino acids)
Source: RefSeq, a predicted model, not a curated record